AUGACUUGUCAAGCCAGAACAUCAUACACAGAAGAUGAAGUUCUCUGGGGCCAUCGUUUUUACCCUGUUAUUUCCUUAGAAGAAGGAUUUUUCAAAGUAGACUACUCCCAAUUCCAUGCAACCUUUGAAGUUCCCACUCCACCUUACAGUGUGAAAGAACAGGAAGAAAUGCUGCUUAUGUCCUCCCCUUUAAUAGCACCAGCUGUAGGGAACAGUAAAGAAAGGAAUAAUUCUAUAGAAUGUCUAGAUGGCCUUGAUGACGUUGGUACAAAGCUACCAUCCAAACUACAGAAAAUGACUGGAAGGGAAGACUUUCCUAAAAAACUGUUGAGAAUGAGUUCUACUACUUCAGAAAAAGCCUAUAGCAUGGGGGAUCUUCCUAUGAAACUUCAGCGAAUAAGUUCUGUCCCUGGAAACUCAGAAGAGAAACUGAUAUCUAAGACCACAAAAAUGUUAUCAGACCCUAUGAGCCAAUCUAUGGCAGACUUGCCCCCAAAACUUCAAAAGUUAUCAGGAGAAGGAGGCAGAAUGGAGGGAAACCUUCCCCGAAAGCUGCGAAAAAUGAAUUCUGAUCGAUUUACAUAG
This is a messenger RNA of Protobothrops mucrosquamatus (brown spotted pit viper), 585 nucleotides long. Its product is annotated as G protein-activated inward rectifier potassium channel 1. Gene Ontology annotation, biological process: potassium ion import across plasma membrane; regulation of monoatomic ion transmembrane transport. Bases 1 to 585 code for a protein of 194 amino acids. NCBI's taxonomy places the organism in Eukaryota, Metazoa, Chordata, Lepidosauria, Squamata, Viperidae. Gene Ontology annotation, cellular component: plasma membrane. Gene Ontology annotation, molecular function: G-protein activated inward rectifier potassium channel activity. The record is from RefSeq and is a predicted model, not a curated record. The transcript has a single exon.